AUGAACAGCUCUGAUCCGGUGGAGGCGGCAGAGGUCGCCAAAUCGGCGGCCUACGCUCAUGAUGCUGCUGCUGCUACUGCUCACGAUGAGAAGCAGAAGCAUCCUGCAUCCGAAGUGCGCCCGGACAUUUCUUCCGACGUCGACGUGAUUCAAGCAACCUCGGAGAAAGUCGCGGUCGGCUCAUCGGGGGCCGCCUACGAUGAGGAUACCUCGCUGCAGAAGGCGUUCCCCAAUCCAGAGGAGAUGCAGACCCUGCGUCGUGUGGCUGGCAAAAUUCCCUGGACAGCCUACACCGUGGCUUUUGUGGAGCUGUGCGAGCGUUUCUCAUACUAUGGCACCACUGCAGUGUUUGUGAACUUCAUUCAGCGUCCCUUGCCUGAAGGCUCCACCACCGGUGCGACUCAUGGAGUCGGAAACCUGGUGCCAGGUGCUCUGGGAAUGGGCCAGCAGGCAUCUACAGGGUUGACUUUGUUCAACGCUUUCUGGUCGUAUAUCAUGCCGCUGGCUGGUGCGUUCAUGGCCGAUCAAUACUGGGGUCGGUUCCGUACCAUCAUGUUCUCCAUCGGCGCUGCAUUGGUGGGACACACCAUCCUCGUCAUCUCCGCUAUCCCUCCUGUCGUCAAGAAUCCUGAUGGAGCUAUUGCUUGCUUCUCUAUCGGGUUGAUCGUUAUGGGUAUCGGCACUGGCGGUUUCAAAUCCAACAUCUCCCCCCUGAUUGCAGAGCAAUAUCGAGAAGACACCCCUUUCAUCAAAACCCUUCCGUCAGGCGAACGCGUCAUCGUCGACCCGUCGGCCACCGUCUCCCGCAUCUACCUCUACUUCUACAUGAUGAUCAACAUCGGUUCGAUUUUGGGUCAAGUCAGCAUGGUGUACGCGGAGAGAUAUGUGGGCUUCUGGCUGUCCUACCUCCUGCCCACGAUUAUGUUCACAUUCUGCCCAACUGUUCUGUUCCUCUGCCGCAACAAGUACUAUCUGGUCAAGCCGACGGGCUCAGUCUACCUCCAGGCCUUUCGCACCUGGAAGCUGGCUAUGAAAGGGCGCUGGUCUCUCAACCCGGCCCGGAUCUUCCAGAAGAAUCCUAGGCCGUUCUGGGACUCCGUUAAGCCCAGUGCGCUUGGUGCAAACCGACCGGAAUGGAUGACCUUUGAUGAUGAAUGGGUGGACGAGGUAGCCCGUGGAUUGAAGGCCUGCAAGGUGUUCCUGUGGUACCCACUCUACUGGCUUGCGUACAACCAAAUGUUGAACAACCUCACUUCGCAGGCAGCGACUAUGCAACUUGGCGGCGUCCCCAACGACAUCAUCAACAACCUGAACCCUCUGGCUCUGAUCAUCUUCAUCCCCAUCAUGGACCAGCUUGUCUACCCGGGUCUUCGUCGCAUUGGAAUCAAGUUCACCCCCUUGAAGCGCAUCACGGCCGGUUUCUUCGCGGCCGGUCUGUCGAUGAUCGCGGCGACGGUGACGCAACACUACAUCUACAAGCUGGGCAGGUGCGGCAAGCAGGCCAACUACUGUCUGGACGAGUACAACUCGCACUCUCCGAUCUCCGUCUGGGUGCAGGCGUUGCCGUACGUCUUGGGUGGUAUCUCCGAGAUCUUCGCUUCGGUGACCUCGCUCGAGUACGCGUUCACCAAGGCCCCGCGGAACAUGCGGUCCCUCGUGCAGGCCGUCGCGUUGUUCAUGAACGCGUUCUCGUCGGCCAUUGGACAGGCGCUGGUCAGUCUGUCGGAAGACCCGUUGUUGGUAUGGAACUACACGGUGGUUGCGAUUUUGGCGUUCGUCGGCUGCAUUGGAUUCUGGGCGACGAACUACAAGUUGGAUCGCCAAGAGGAUGAGCUGAACAAUUUGCCGCAGAGUCAUUAUGAGGGGCGCGGAGAGGGCGACGUGGAGCGAUGA
Molecule: messenger RNA, 1893 nt
Organism: Aspergillus aculeatinus CBS 121060
Lineage: Eukaryota; Fungi; Ascomycota; Eurotiomycetes; Eurotiales; Aspergillaceae
Product: putative MFS peptide transporter
Exons: 6
Coding region: 1-1893 (630 amino acids)
Biological process (GO): transmembrane transport; oligopeptide transport
Cellular component (GO): membrane
Molecular function (GO): dipeptide transmembrane transporter activity
Source: RefSeq, a predicted model, not a curated record